AUGCAUACUAAAGAUAAAGAAUCUAAGAAUGUUGACGAAUUCAUCGAAGAUAUUCAUAGCGCCCAGGCUAAGCAGGGAGCUGCGACCUCAACAGAUUCCAGAGAUGUCGAAGGGUUUACAAAGGAAGAACAGAGAAAGAUCAUUCACAAGGUCGACCGUCGCCUUGUGACUGGGCUGGGGCUUCUCAUGGGCAUGUGUCUUAUGGAUAGGACUAAUCUUGGUUCAACUUCCAUUGCUGGAAUGUCGGAGGACCUUGGUCUGGAGAACGGCUCGAAAUAUUCCCUUGUGCUUUUGAUAUUUUUCGUACCUUAUGUGCUGGUGCAACUACCAGUCAAUGCCAUUGCGCAAAAUAUCAGCCCUAGACACUUCUCUUGUGGUGUCACAUUGUGCUGGGGUGUACUGAUGGCGGGCGCGGCCUUCGUCAAAGAAUGGUGGCAUCUCAUGAUUAUUCGAGCCUUACUCGGGGCCUUUGAAUCGAGUCUGUAUGCAUCACUCCUUCCAUUGCUAGCUGCUUGGUAUACCCGAUACGAUGUGCAUAAGCGAUUCUCAAUCAGCUAUUUCAUAAGCUGUCUCAUAGCUGCCCUCGGACCAGUUCUGGCGUGUGGCUUCAUGCAGAUGGGUGGACUGAGUGGACUUGCCGGUUGGAGAUACAUCUUUUUAAUGGAAGGGGUCCUCAAUUUCGUUGCUGCCAUCAUCGGUUGGCUAUUGCUGGUUGAGUAUCCCAAGGGCUCUCACAAAUGCUGGAUGUUUUUGACAGAGGAAGAGGAGGCAUUCAUCAUCCGCCACAUAAAUACUGACCGAGCAGAUGCCGCUGAACACGUCAAAUUUGAUAUUUGUGACUUCUUACGUCCCGCGAAAGACUGGAAAGUCUUUACUUACCCUAUGAUGUUUUUAUUGUCGACUUGUGUUUCUUAUUCCAUUGCAUUUUUCUUACCUAUUAUUCUUGUAUCCAAACUAAAGUUUGGGGUGACCGCGGCACAAGCAUUGUCUACUCCCCCAUAUGUUGUGGCCGGUACCUGGAUGCACUUUACCGCCUGGUCUGGCGACAGAUACCACAUCCGUGGACCUCUCGUUAUAUCGAAUUGUCUUCUGUCUACCGUUGGUCUGGCGCUUCUGGGUUGGGUUGCGUCUCCAGGGGUGCAAUACUUUGGGGCAAUUCUUGUCACCUCUGGUAGCAACGCGAAUGUUCCAACGAACUUGGCCUGGCAGGCCAAUAAUAUCCGCGGGAAAUGGAAACGCUCGUUUUGCAACGCCUUGCUCAUCAUGGGUGGUGGGAUUGGCGGGAUCGUCGGUUCUUUGGUAUUUCGUUCUCAGGAUGCGCCUACGUAUCGGCCUGGAAUUAUCGCGUCUAUUGUAGCAAGUAUUAUCACCAUGGUCAUUUCAGUAGUUUUGAUGCUACGAAUGCAUGCUCUCAAUAGGAAGGCAACCACUGGCGCUAUCGUUCUGGAAGAGCUACCUGGAUUUAAAUACACGCUAUGA
This is a messenger RNA of Aspergillus caelatus, 1479 nucleotides long. RefSeq names its product major facilitator superfamily domain-containing protein. The transcript has 6 exons. Gene Ontology annotation, biological process: transmembrane transport. The record is from RefSeq and is a predicted model, not a curated record. Gene Ontology annotation, cellular component: membrane. Bases 1 to 1479 code for a protein of 492 amino acids. Gene Ontology annotation, molecular function: transmembrane transporter activity. NCBI's taxonomy places the organism in Eukaryota, Fungi, Ascomycota, Eurotiomycetes, Eurotiales, Aspergillaceae.